AUGCAACUAUACAGAGAACAAACAUGGAAUGAAUCACUAUUCGGUUGUUUCAAAGAUGUUCAUGUAUGUUGCUAUGGAUUCUGGUGUUGCUGUUGUCUAUAUGGUGAAAAUGCAGAAAAAAUAAAUAAUCGAUCAAAAUGUUUAACUCAUUGUUGCAUGUAUAGCUUCAUGAGUUUGUUUGGCUGUUGUUGUUUGAUGCAUACAGUUAAACGUGGACAGUUAAGAACAAAAUAUAACUUAGAAGAAGACGUUUGCGCAGAUUGCUUAAUGACUUGUUGUUGUCCACCAUGUGCUAUUUGCCAAGAAGCUCGAGAAAUCAAAGUUAGAGGAUCUGCACGACCACCAAUAAUUAUAAUACAUCAACCUGUUGUAUCAGUAUCAAGUAUAGCCGAUAGUAGCGUAAAUGACUGA
Molecule: messenger RNA, 411 nt
Organism: Rotaria socialis
Lineage: Eukaryota; Metazoa; Rotifera; Eurotatoria; Philodinida; Philodinidae
Source: the annotation of a GenBank genome assembly